This is a messenger RNA of Zootermopsis nevadensis, 6938 nucleotides long. RefSeq lists its product as uncharacterized. The record is from RefSeq and is a predicted model, not a curated record. NCBI's taxonomy places the organism in Eukaryota, Metazoa, Arthropoda, Insecta, Blattodea, Termopsidae.
CAGAGACAGUAGUAGCAGGUGUUCUGUACCGGCAGGACAGGAGACUUAAGAGGCAUCUCAACGUACACCGGCAACAAUACAGUAGCAGAUCCGACUCAAAAUGGACGCCUAUUCUGUUGACUGUAGACGAACAAACAACUGCAUAAUGACAUGCACAGAAUAGCAGUCUGUCAUCGAAAAACUACAGUAUUAUCUUAAACCGGUUUAGUGUAAAUAACAAUGUAAAGAUCGAUUAAGUAAUGGAAUAUUGGAAUUAAAGAUUAUGAAACUGAGCUAGUUAUCUCACGAGAAAGAGCUACAGAAUCAGCGAGCUGUGGCCUCCUGCAAGUGUUAGUGGUUAAAACGAGUGAAUAUGAUUAAAACUGAUUAAGUCAAUUAAUUGUAGAAGUAACAUAGCAAGGAGGUUUUGUUUAAGGGUGUUUCGGAGAAACGUACUCAGCAAACACAAGGACCAAGUGACUUAUAAAUAUAAAACGUUAUGUAAUUAAAGUCUUGAAACAGGAACACAGAAGAAAAUAUGUAAGAACAGAGGUUCGGAGCAAAGUGUUGAUUAAAACGUAUUUUUUUAAGUUCUACUGAGUGUUUGUGUCAUAAGAAGACUAGGAGAUACAGAAUUCAAUGCAGACUGGUGUAAAAUUGUGACACAACUUCACAUCGGAAUACUGGAAACGUGCUGGGACUGGACUAAAGAGGAUUAACAAAUCGUUUUCCCGAACUAUGGAAACGAUCUCCAUGCUGUAGUCCAGCUUCAUCCUCGCUUCCGUCAUUCAGUCUUACAAGUUCAAGGUUUCGAUAAAGCGAAUGAACCAAACCGUGACUGAGAAAGAUGGCGGCUACCUUUCGUCUGUUAGACCAAGAACUGUUGACACAGAAGAACAAGAUUUACAACAGAAGCAGGGAGACAUGGAAAUAAAGUUUUAUUGAUGCUACUGCUUCAUACGAAGUUCGGAAGACAAAUUCUUCAGUGAAGGCUACAAGUUACUAUGCAGUGUGAAGCUGUUCUGCUAGGUAGGCAACCGGUGGACGGGGCGAUAGAUGCUUCCAGUCUUGCUAGCUUGAUCCGAUCCCUGUUUCCUGCAACCCGCAGCACAGUGGUAACUCGAGGAUGGACAACCACCAGAGAUGAGCGACCAGACCGACGAUAUAUCCUUCGCUGCCGGGAUGGACUCGAAAUCGUAAAGAGACCAUUCCACCAGAAACAUCAAUUAAAACGGCACGAUGACGAAGGGUUCGAAUCGGAUGGUGAUGACGACUCAGCCUCAACUAGAUCUCUCGGAUCAUCAGCUGAUGACACCAUGAGCAAUUCAUCAUCAUGUUGUUUUGUUGACGACCAUGUUUUCAAGUGCCAUCCAAAUGCGACGAUCACAACGCUAAGUGGGCGACCAACGCCUUCAACGCGCGUCAUAUCUUCGUCGACUUCUUCCUGUGUCUCAUCAGUCGCUACUGAUAGCGCCAACAGCAGUGGAGCUUCUGAUACUGAAGACACAUCGGUUCCGUCUACGCCUUCCCCAACAGCUGUGAAUACAACCUCUGUGUCUGCUCUUGUCAAAUCCCUUUCACUCUUUCAACAGAGAAAUGGUAAAAUGGCAACUUCUAAAAUAUCGUCACCAGUUACGACAAAUAAAGAUGGUUAUGAUGACACGAGAGAAACAUAUGCUGUUAACGAAAUUGCGUUCUGUCAUACGGAUCCUUCAUUUCAACGCAUUGUAGUCUGGGUUGUAAAGAAAAGGAGGUCUCAAAGAUUGUCUCCGUCUGGUACAGAUACAUCAUCUGGCUUAGAAGCUAUAGUGUUUGAAUGUUCAAGUGAGGAAAAGAUGAAGAAGCUAUGUGAAAGCUUCCACGAGACGAGUAGACGUGUUAAAUUAGAACAGUACAGGCACCCUCACAGGAGAAAAGACCCAUCUCUAGCAUCAAGCAGAGAACAUUCAUCAAUCAAAUGUUCAUCUCUAACUCCAGAGUCCAUAAUUAAAGCCUUAAAAGAAGCGUCACAAAAAAGUUCCACGCUUGCAGCAAUAACGAAACCAGUAACGAAGCCCAUCCGUGCACCAACGACAAGAACUUUGUCCAACGGCUCUGGUCCUGGAAGUGAAGUUGAAGUCCUUUCAACAGUUGCAGGAACCAGGUUCAAUUUAGUGCAAAGGACAGAUGGAGACGGCGUCACUCACAUUGAAGUCUCGAGGGGUCUUCAGACGGAAAACCCAGUCGAGAAUUUAAUAGCAUUAGAUGAUCAAAAUUUGGAUGGACCGUCCAGCAUUAUAAGUAUCAGCACUCCAGAUGUUGGUAAUCUUCUAUCAGCAAAUAGCAACACUGGAACAAAGUCGAGGUUCUGCAAGGAGAUAGAAGGAAUAAUUCGCUCUGAUGUCGAUGUUGGAGGAACGCGGAAGGAAGUAAUACAGAGACAAAGACAACCUGCGAUACUGGUAAUACAUUCAGGUAACGCAGACGACGACAGUGGUGGGGAACUCAGAAAGGUGUGGUCCCCUCCAACAUCAACUGUGCCCCAAACCUCGAUGGAAGAUGACGAAACUAACCCCAAUUCCUCAGGCCCUCAACGCCCGGAGCGAAAGAGAUACACGCGCAGAAACAAAGCGCCAGCCCCACAGCCCCCGUCACUUUCAUCGCACCUCACGAAAGGCCCACAUCAACUGGACUCAGUCAGUAACAAGAAAUCUCCCUCAACAAAGAGCCAGUCGGAUUCGAAUGCAGCUGCAAUGCCACAAAAAAGAGUCAACAGCAAUAACAGUAACAACAAUAACCAACAAAUGGUGGUCAGAGGACAGUUCAUCAGGGUAUCAGUCGAUCAACAACAGCCUCAACCGACGAUGGUUGUGCCAGUAAUUCAGCAAGGUGCUUGGAUUUAUGGUAAUGGCGUGGCCAAUGGUAAUCUUGUAGCGUAUUCGCCGGCACCUCCGAGCUGGAGAAUGUCAUCCACAGCAUCACAGAAAUCAAGUUCGAAUAAGAACCAUGCAAAGAAGAAUAAUGUUGAGGACUCCUUCUCCAGUUCUUCGACCACCACUCAACACCAACAGCAGGCACAGACCCAGCAACACUUCCGGAAGAACAGAAGUCGCUCUCGCAAUGUUACAAACGGAAGUCGCCGCAGCAAGAGUCCGCCGGCAAGAAGGCCGAUGGCGUAUCGUUACAUAGACACAGUCCCUGCUUCAAAUACCGCCAACUCCUUAUCCAACAGAUUCUUUGGACUGUCUCAAAAAUUAAGGGAGAUAGGAGGCGCUGUCGUUCAUUCAUCUUCGCCGCCAUUGUCAUAUAAUGAAACAGGGCGUAGACGAAAUAGCAUCGGAGAACUGCCGGCGAGAUUUGAAUACAUCGGAGAAGGGUGUGGAGGAGAGCCAGAAGGGAAGAAUGGAGGAAACCUAAAGUCCGUCAUAAAAAAGAACAGGCGAAUAGGAGAAUACUCAGAACCGAAGAAAGUGACUUUCAGUGCGUAUGCAACAGUUCAGGUAGUUGAUUAGGUAAAUGUGAAUCCGGUGGCUAAACAAGAAUUAUGAAAGUGACGGUUAUAUCCAAAAGUCGAAAUUUAACCCUUGUAAUCUAAAUAGCAUAAUCUUAAAUAUAUUCUCACCUACUAAAGAAUAUUUUAAUAAUAAAAAUAUGACAUAACGAAAUCAUCUUUAUUUAUUUGUGAAUUAAUUGACGCUCAACAAGUCUCAAAACACUUUAUACCGUUUAAUACCAUUAUAAACAAUUAAUUGGAAAUAAUGUGGAAUAAAGCAGUCAUGGCUUCAUUUUAAGCACUAUCCCCCAGUUUGCCUGGAGGGAUUGAGGAAGACCACGAAGAACCUUCCUUCAGGAUAGCCGGGGUCCAGGCCGAGCUAUGAACCACAGCGAUAGCUAAUCAGCCGCUACAUUCGAUCGUAAAUAAAUUCUAAACCAUUCAUCCCCAAGGAAGUUAGCUUGUGCCUGUUUUUGAAUUACAAUUAACCUUUGUUCAUUAACAAUCUAAUCAAAGGCGAAGAUUGCUGGUUCUGAGAUACACUUUAUUUUUCAAGUACGUCCAUGUGCCUGUGCCAGUAGGCAGGUAGCUACAAAAAUAAGCGUGCUAAUAAAACUAUAAGAUAUGCAUUUCAUUUGCAGUAAUAUUUGAGGGCAUAAAACACAUAACUCCCGUCAUUCUUUUAUUCACAGACUAAGUUACGUCGAUCAAAUUUCGAUAAACAUGGAUGUUGAAAUGUGUCUUUGCAAAUAGAAACCCAUUUAACAAAAAGCAAGUUGUUCUCGAAAAUAAAUAUUAUGUAGGCCCAUGGUGAGCUUAUAAGAAGAAAGAUUCAAUUCAAUUAAAUUAAUUUAUUUACGUAUUUGCCAACAGCAAGAAGCCAAUAACAGGCAAACACUGAUAAUACAUACAAUAAUAUGCCUGUAGAUUUAAUUUCAUUUUAAACUGAGAUUGAAUGAGGCAUAGCUAAUAUGAAGCAUCGUCUGAGAAAGGAUAUACAAAAUUGUCGACUAAUGGAAAUAAACGACAACCUUAGACUCUCUAUUACAAAAAAUAAAUAAAUAAAGCACAUAGACACGACUAUGCAAUAAAAUUGGGUAAAAUACUUUACAUUAAUGUUUGGAACUAAUUAUGCACUUUGAACAAGACUGUCGGUUAUUGGCAGGCGUAAAAGUUAUUCAGCACUGACAAAUAUGCCCUCAACGGUUUGACACAGAUAAUGCCAUAGAGGCAGAAACCCUCAAAAACCAAUUGACCUCGAAACAGCCAUGUCCGCGCGUCUUUCCUUUUGUGAGUAGGUUUGCACAUGCGUUCGCUACAAGAAGAAGGAGAAAGAUGCAGAACAUUUGUAGUGUUUUGAUGACGAUGGUCUUUCAAAGAGAGGAAUCAGCAAUCAUAACAACACCUACUGUUUAUACUUAAUUGGCAUCAAACUAGGUUGGAGAGAAAAGCAUGAGUAAUGAUUGUGACCGACACUCAAACACGACAGGUUAUUACAUAAUUGAUAACUAAAGUUAAGUCUGUGCGCCCAUACUGUCCGCAAGCGGGUACAGUCUCUGCAGCGAGUUGUGUAUCAAAUGUUGACAUACAUGCAUGGCACCUACAGGGGCAAAGAAAAGAAAUUGCCCUAAAAUAGCAUCUUUUAAAACACGCAAAAUCGGAUAUUUUACUUCUAAGCGUAUUUGAACGUAUUUAAAUUUAUUUACAGAUACAGUCUACAUCUUUAUUUUCAGAACAAAAGAACAUAGAGGUGAACUAUGCAAUUCUGUAAAGCGUAGGUGGUGAAUUAUGUAGAGUCCGACAUUGCACGCACAGAAGUCGUCCAGUUCGUCAUGUAACGUUCCGACUGAAGAAAAUAAUGCGUAACAUAAUUGCUUAAAACUAUCAACCUUAUGUUAUAAUACUCAAAAGUACGAAGAAUUGUUCACACAUUACAUAAUGUGAUUUAAAUAUCUUCACUUCAAAUUAUUCUGAACAAACCUUUUUACUUAUUCAAGUGUAAAACUCAUCUGUUCUUCCUCUGAUUUUGGAACUGUCUGUGACCUGCUUCCACCAACAUGUAUUUAAAACGUUCAAUAGAAUCAAGUAUUCUCUACGUAGUUCUAGAAACAAACUGUUACAAAACUUACUGCCUGGACUUUCAUAAGACAGUACAGUACUGGGAUACCAAAUGAAGAACAAACCUCCCGUUAAAUAACAAACACUUACAAGAACGGCCUCAGGCUAAACAACGGAACGCAGGCAUCAAUUCGACGUUCUUGAAUGCCUAUUCCGCGGUUGAUAUCAGACGAAUCAGGUAUUUUACGAUAUCGAUAAUGGAAAAGUAAAUACAAACAUACUAUUUAUGCUUCUCUUUUCUGAGCUAUUCCGAAAUGGCUAACAUAAACAUAUACAAGUAAAUCCACUGGUUCGCUGGUGAAGGCACAUGCGACAUAAAAAUGUUAUUACGUUUCAAAGUGGCAUUCAGUCGAAUGAUUCCAGUCAUUUAAUUUACUGACAUAUCAAAUGAUUUCAAGGUCAACAUAAUGGUCCUCAGAUCCAUUUGCCGUAAUGUAGCUUCUACUUUAUAUUAAUUGAUAUUUCAUAGUUCGCUGAACAAAUUAAAGAACGAUUUUUAUUUAAGUAUUUGUGUCCGCACUUUAAGAAACUAUUACGCAAUUAAAUAGACGCAUAUUCAUACAUUGAUAUUCAAAAACUAUUGACAGUACAUUUAAAUAACGGUGAAGAUCUGUUGAUAACAUUAAGACUGAAACGUAUUUAAGAGACAGGGAUAUAUUAACUGAGCUGUUUUGGCUUCUCCUACCUUUCUGAAGAGGUACCGCCACGGUGACAUUUGGAGCAGAAGACAGGUGUUACCGAAUGCUUCGGCGAUGUUACACUUAUUACCACGUCCGCAAUGACACCAACCUGUGUGCAUAAUUCAUGACAUUAAUAACUCACGAUAAAACAGUGUAAUAAGUAAGGAACAGAUCACAGAGAAGACAGAAGAUAUUGCAGUUAGGUUAUGGUCUAAUAGCAACAACUGGCCACAAAUCUAUUACACUAACAGAACUAACGUUUGCCCCAUUUCUUAAAAAAGUUUUGUUUUUAUUUUUCAACAGAAGUGUUGUAUGGAAAUUUUAUAUUUAUGGUAUAUGAACAAUAAGACCAAACAUAAAGAGUUCAGAUUAAAUAAUCAUAUUCAUAAAGCAACAGAGUAGUUGAAAUUGAGACGUACAAAACUAGCUUAUUACGAAAAACAUUUUUAUGAAUUUCACAUUCUCUGCCUGAACUCUGAAGAUAGCUACCAGUUAUAACAAAAGACAAUCACGAAACAGUUUUCUGUGUUCAAGGAAUUUGCCUAUUAAGAAUCUUCUGGAAGAUGAUUCAAAUAUUAAUAUUUCCGUACUGGAAAAUAACAGAGUACACACAACACAGUCAUUUUAAAGUGCAUUUUUACUAGUGUUACUGUAUCUGAAUGAAUAUAAAAAAAUGUACUCAAAUGACA